This is a messenger RNA of Bombina bombina (fire-bellied toad), 5189 nucleotides long. RefSeq names its product cullin-4B. The record is from RefSeq and is a predicted model, not a curated record. Gene Ontology annotation, cellular component: Cul4B-RING E3 ubiquitin ligase complex. Gene Ontology annotation, biological process: protein ubiquitination; ubiquitin-dependent protein catabolic process; DNA damage response. Gene Ontology annotation, molecular function: ubiquitin protein ligase binding. NCBI's taxonomy places the organism in Eukaryota, Metazoa, Chordata, Amphibia, Anura, Bombinatoridae.
UCUUACUGAGUGUUCGCUUAAAGUCCCCUCCUACCCGCUGGUGGCUAACAACCCUCCCUUUCCCAAAUUUCCCCGCCGGGACCAAUCAAACGGAAGCUCGGCGAGGAAAGGCAACGGAUGAGGCCCGCACGGUCGGGCAUUAUGAAAGACCUCUCCGCUAGCCCUUCCGGUUUAUCAACCCCUAACCCCCCAGCACAGGAGGUCAGACCAGAGGGUAACACCACCACCACCUCCAAAAAGAGACGGUUGAACAACAGUAGUGAAAAGGACGAUUUUGACCCCCUGUCAUCACCCAGGAACAACUCGACCACCUCAUCUAACUACAUCCAAAAGAAACUGAGGUUUGAGGACACUUUGGACUUUAUUGGACUCGAUGUGAAGAUGGCUGAGGAGUCUCCCUCCUCUUCCUCUUGUUCUUCCACUUCCCAGCAAUUGAGGAAUAAAAAUUUGCUAAUCUCUCCCGUGGCAGCUGGGCAUCAUGCCAACGGACUCACCAAAGCCUCCCCAGUGUCCAGCUUUGCGAACACUAAACCUGGGUCAGCCAAGAAGUUAGUCAUCAAAAACUUUAAAGAUAAACCCAAGUUGCCUGAAAAUUACACAGAUGAAACUUGGCAAAAACUGAAAGGAGCCGUGGAAGCAAUCCAAAAUAGCACUUCAAUAAAAUACAAUUUAGAGGAAUUAUACCAGGCUGUGGAAAAUCUUUGCUCUUACAAGAUAUCAGCAAAUCUUUACAAACAGUUGAGGCAGAUUUGUGAAGACCAUAUUAAAGCACAGAUUCAUCAAUUCAGAGAAGAUUCUUUGGAUAGUGUUCUUUUUCUUAAGAAAAUUGAUAAAUGCUGGCAGGAUCACUGCAGGCAAAUGAUCAUGAUUAGGAGUAUAUUUUUAUUUUUGGACAGAACCUAUGUUCUUCAAAAUUCAAUGCUACCAUCUAUUUGGGAUAUGGGUCUAGAACUGUUUAGAACACAUAUAAUAAGUGAUCAGAAAGUCCAGAAUAAGACUAUUGAUGGCAUCCUUCUAUUAAUUGAGAGGGAAAGAAAUGGAGAAGCCAUUGAUAGAAGUCUGUUACGAAGUCUUCUUAGUAUGUUGUCUGACUUGCAGAUUUAUCAAGAUUCAUUUGAGCACAAAUUCUUGGAAGAGACAAAUCGCCUUUAUGCAGCAGAAGGACAGAGACUAAUGCAGGAGAGAGAGGUCCCUGAAUAUCUACAUCAUGUCAACAAGCGCUUAGAGGAAGAAGCUGACAGAGUAAUCACAUACUUAGAUCAAAGCACGCAGAAGCCUUUAAUAGCCACUGUCGAAAAACAACUCUUAGGAGAACAUUUAACGGCCACUCUUCAGAAAGGCUUAAAUCACCUCCUGGAUGAAAACAGAAUUCAAGACCUUUCCUUGUUGUAUCAGUUAUUCAGCCGCGUAAGGGGUGGGGUACAAGUCCUUUUACAACAUUGGAUUGAAUACAUCAAGGCUUUUGGCAGCACCAUUGUGAUCAAUCCUGAAAAAGAUAGGACAAUGGUACAAGAGUUGCUUGAUUUCAAAGAUAAAGUGGACCAUGUGAUUGAUGUCUGUUUUCUAAAGAAUGAAAAAUUUGUCAAUGCUAUGAAAGAAGCAUUUGAAACCUUUAUCAAUAAAAGACCAAACAAACCUGCAGAACUUAUAGCAAAAUAUGUUGAUUCAAAACUCCGGACUGGAAACAAAGAAGCAACAGACGAAGAACUUGAAAAGAUGUUGGAUAAAAUUAUGAUAAUUUUUAGGUUCAUUUAUGGAAAGGACGUAUUUGAAGCCUUCUACAAAAAGGAUUUGGCCAAGAGGUUGCUGGUUGGGAAAAGUGCAUCUGUGGAUGCUGAAAAGUCAAUGCUUUCCAAACUUAAACACGAAUGUGGGGCUGCAUUUACUAGCAAACUCGAAGGGAUGUUUAAAGACAUGGAGUUGUCAAAAGAUAUUAUGGUUCAUUUUAAACAGUAUAUGCAGAACCAAAAUGUCCCAGGAAACAUUGAGCUAACUGUAAAUAUCCUCACUAUGGGUUACUGGCCAACCUAUGUCCCUAUGGAAGUUCAUUUACCUGCAGAGAUGGUUAAAUUGCAAGAGAUUUUUAAGACCUUUUAUCUUGGAAAGCACAGUGGUCGAAAACUACAAUGGCAGUCAACCCUAGGACAAUGUGUCUUAAAAGCAGAGUUUAACGAGGGUGGAAGAGCAAGCAAGCACUACAGAAAGAGUGUUUCAGGACCGACAGUACCAAAUUGAUGCAGCAAUUGUUCGAAUUAUGAAAAUGAGAAAGACCCUUAGCCACAAUCUUCUGGUGUCUGAAGUCUACAAUCAGCUUAAAUUUCCAGUGAAGCCUGCAGAUUUGAAGAAAAGAAUAGAAUCCUUAAUAGAUAGGGACUACAUGGAAAGAGACAAAGAAAAUCCGAACCAGUACAACUAUGUUGCAUAAAAAAGUUUGGGGCUUUGGUCUUUCAACACGAGGAUAAGAAAAUUAGCAAGUUUAUCCCAUUAUUAACUUUUUUUACACUGAUAACUAAAUGAAAGCUGCAUAACAAAGAACAUGUGAGCAGAUUCAGUGAUUUAAAAGGCCCAUUUAAAGUAUAAUUUACAUUUUUUAAAGAAUGCUGUUGAACUCUUUGCAUGUUAUUUUAGUAUGCUGUGCUCAGCCACUGGAAGAAUAUUUGGUCCAAAGUUUAAUUGGCUGUAGAAGAUGAAGAUCGUUAAAAUGGCACAUUUUUCUAGCCUCCUUACAGAAAGAGGAGAAAUAUAUAAUACAGCCUUGGCAUAGUAUUCCUCUGUUGCUCCUUGAAACUGCAUGCAAAGUAAUUGCGUUCUAUAUAAUUCAAAGUUGCUUGUGCCCAUAAUGUGUGCCUCAGGGGACUGGAAAACUUUUAGCAUGGACAUAUUAUGGUGCUUCAGUCCAAACCAAAACAAGAUGCAUAGUUCCCAUACAUUAUUCAUGGUGCAUCAGUUAUUCAUUUUUUUGUUUUUUUUUUUCCUUUUAAGGACUAGUUAAUGUAAUUGAAAGUGAUUUAUAGAAGUAUUUAGAGUGACAACAGAGCUGUGAUGUGAUUGCAAAAUCAAAUCCAUUUCAACAAAACACUACAAGAUGUAAAUUCACAUUCAGCAUAAUGGAUGGAUUGUCGACGCAGCCUUCUUCCCAAACAUCAAGCUCUAUAUUUCUGGCCCAACCAUGCUUUCUACUUAGAUUCACUUGUUUCAGUGAUCUAGUAUAAAUAGUGUAGUCUUGUCAAAAAGAAAGGUAGACCCAAGAAUACUUGAGUGUUUGUGCAUAUAUAUAUAUAUAUAUAUAUAUAUAUACAUGCACAUAAUGGGCUACUUCUGAGCGAAAUAUGUAUACUUUGCCAUUGUUGACAGGGAUCCAUGCAUUUUGUGCCUUUUAACAAAGACUUUAGAAGAAUAUGUCUACAGUUAAACACUUUUAUGCCUCGUGUUUGACAUCCUAACUAUAACAUGUAAAUGUUUUUUUGUUUUUUGUGUGUGUAAUUCUGUGCUGGUUGUGUUUCACCCAUAAGAAAUGGAGACCGUUAUAGUCAGCUACAUCAUGUCUUUAUCCAAUUUCUACUGCAGAUGCUUUUAAUACAGAGGUGUUAAGCAACACAUCUAGCUUUUUAGCUGGUGUUCAUGCCAGAAGCAAAUGCAGCCAUGUACAGGGUUACCAAUGUUGCCUUGUAUUAUUUUCUGAAUCAUAUCCAUUGAAACUCUUAAGUAGAUCACUUUAAUGUAUUGUAUAGAUAGUAUGCUGCAGUGUUAAUUUGUUCAAAGUUUUUAAUGAUAUAAUUUUUUCCAUUAUCCAAGGUGAAACUUUACACCGCAAGGCUUGUUACAGUAAUACACACAAAGUGAUUUAAAGCAUGUUUUUGUGCUUUAUUUUAAUAACAUUACUGUCUGAAUAAUAAUAAUUAAAAAAAAAUCCUCAUCUAAACUACCAACCUUCUUCUUUGGAAGGUUUCAGUACUGGUUUGUAUUACUGCAUAACCAAAGUUUUCUACUUCCAACUAUCCAGUGCUGCUUAAAAAAAUCAAUUCACUAGAGUAGUUCCAGGAGCCAAGUUGGACACACCUGCAAAAUUUUAAUGAACACCACUGCCAUUAUUCGAGUGGUUCUGGACAUCUAACCUAUUGUUUUUCAAGAUUCUGGUAUCUGGUCUAGUUACAUGCAUCCCAAAUCUAUCUUACAAAAGAAAUUAAAUACUGUGGUUUAGUUUCCAAGUUUGUUUUUUAUGUCAUUAGCAAAUGCCGCCUUGGAACAUGUUCAAAUCUAUCCUUUCAUUUAAAAUGUUAUCCAGUACUCUCAAAUUUUAGUUUAUAAGAAAAAAAUAAUAAUUUUUAACUUGGUAUGCAGAGAGUAAUUUUUUUCCCUCUUUUUUGAAAUAUACCUUAACAGUUUAGUUAUGUGAAGUACCUAUGUGGUAUUAUCUGUUUUUAUAUUUUUCAUGAUGGUGCCAAAGUAAAUUAUGUGAAUUUGAAAAUUGUGUGAAUUACAUUUAGGAAAAAAUGAGAUAUUCUGCUUAAGAAGACGUUUUCUAUGGCAUACGUGAAAUUGAAAAAAAAAAAUUUCAGCUAUUAGUUUUAUUUUUUUGUGAUUAGUUUGAAAUUAUCCUUUCUUAGCAGGUAUUAAAAUAAAGCACUUUGAUCUAGUUUAAAAACCAGGGUUGCUCAUUUUAAGAUGAGUGCUGAGCAUAUUUUUUUUCUGCAAAAUAGAGGAAAAAUGUGUAUGUGGUGGUAAAUAGUUAUGUAACAUUUUUUUAGCGGCAUAUUGUUGCUCUUAAGCUCACCCAUAUAUAUAUAUGUAUUUGUUGAAUAUCUGCCGUUCUUAGCACUGAAAUGUAUGCUCAGAAGAGUACAGCAGCAUUCAAAAAUGUAAUAUACUUUUCAUAUGACUAUUGUUUGAAAUGUGGGGUGACCUUAAAAGAAUCUUUUUACUUUUAAUAUUUUCACUCCAGGGAUUCGAUAUAAAUAAAACUUUAGCUAUGUUCACUGUAUCUCGAUUUAAAUGUGACUUUAAAAGUCCUGUGACAGCAUUGCAUUCUUUUAAGGCAAAAGUAAAACCCUUUUAAUGUUUCAUAAAACAAGUGUGCUAAGGGUCUACAAGGUCUUUAUAAGUUGGUAAAUAAUGUAAAUAAGUGUCCCUUUAAAGAAGAGUGAGUGUUAUCUAGGUAUUUUGUGUCAUUUAAUAAAUAUUAAACCAUU